Messenger RNA from Melopsittacus undulatus (budgerigar), 2547 nucleotides. RefSeq names its product protocadherin gamma-B5-like. Gene Ontology annotation, biological process: homophilic cell-cell adhesion. The transcript is spliced from 4 exons. Gene Ontology annotation, cellular component: plasma membrane. The record is from RefSeq and is a predicted model, not a curated record. Gene Ontology annotation, molecular function: calcium ion binding. Bases 1 to 2547 code for a protein of 848 amino acids. Lineage: Eukaryota; Metazoa; Chordata; Aves; Psittaciformes; Psittaculidae.
AUGAGGAGAAUGGAGCAGAAGGCUGCUCGCUCGUCCGGAGCCGGCCACAGCGGCAGCGGCACCGGCACGGGCAGCAGAGGCGAGAGGCAGCGUCCGAUGCUCCUGCCCGCUUUGCUGCUGUGCUGGUGCUCUCGAGCGGCGCCGGAGCGGCACCGCUACACCAUUCCCGAGGAACUGGCCAGAGGUUCGCUGGUGGGACAGCUGGCGCGGGAUCUGGGGCUGAGCCCGGCAGAGCUGCCGGCACGCAAACUGCGGCUGAGUGCCGAGAAGCAAUACUUUACCGUGAGCGGGGAGAACGGGAACCUGUACGUGAGCGAGAGGCUGGACCGGGAGGAAAUGUGCGGCGAGUCGGCGACCUGCUCCGUCAGCUUCGAGGCGGUGGUGCAGAACCCGCUUAAUGUUUUCCACGUCGACGUGGCCAUCCAGGACGUGAACGACAACGCGCCACGGUUUCUUAAGGAGACUAUUCAGUUAGAAAUAAUUGAAUCCACACCUCCCGGCACUCGAUUUUACUUGGGAGUUGCUGAGGACGAGGACGUGGGUAGUAACUCGCUGCAGGGCUACAAGCUGGAGGAUAACGAGUACUUCGCGGUGGAGGUGAAGGAGAGCAAGGACAGAAGAAAGUUCGCAGAGCUGAUGCUGCGCCGGGCGUUGGACCGAGAGAGAGAGCAGAGCCUGAGACUGGUGCUGACGGCGGUGGACGGCGGAGACCCGUCCCGGAGCGGCACCGCCCAGCUCUGCAUCAACGUCACCGAUGCCAACGACAACGCCCCCGUGUUCGCGCAGGACCGUUAUCGGGUGAGCUUGCGGGAGGAUGCACUGCCGGGAUCGACUGUGCUGAACGUGUCAGCCUUCGACGCCGACUCAGGCAGCAACGCCCGCAUCACGUACGGCUUCGGGGAAACACCGGACAAGGUGCUUCAAAAGUUCAUGGUGGAUACGGAGAGUGGGAGGAUCACGCUGCAGGAGGCACUGGACUUUGAGGACACGCGUGGCUACACUCUGCUAGUGGAAGCGAGGGACGGGGGCGGUUUGUUGGCUCACUGCGAGGUAGAGGUUGAGGUGCUGGACGUGAACGACAACGCGCCGGAAAUCACGGUGCUGUCAGUGUCGAGCCCAGUGCACGAGGACGCGCCAAUCGGCACUGUGGUGGCCCUGCUAAAUGUUAAAGACCCGGACUCUGGGGAGAACGGUCAGGUGUGGUGCGAUCUGUCAGGCGAGGCGCCGCUGUCGCUCGUGGCGUCGUCGGGCGGCUCGUACAAGGUGGUGACGGUGAGCGCGCUGGACCGGGAACAGGCGUCCGAGCACCGGGUGACGGUGGUGGCGAGGGACCGGGGCAGCCCGGCGCUCUCGAGCAGCACGGUGCUAGUGCUGGAGGUGUCGGACGUGAACGACAACGCGCCGGUGUUCGAGGAGGCCGCCUACAGCGCCUACGUGGCGGAGAACAACGCGGCGGGCGAGCUGGUGCUGCGCGUGAGCGCGCGAGACGCGGACGCAGGCAGCAACGGGCGCGUGAGGUACUCGCUGGAGGGCGGCAGCGCGGGCGCGGCGCCGUACGUGUCGGUGGAUGCGCAGAGCGGCGCAGUGUACGCGCAGCGCUCCUUGGACUACGAGCAGUGCCGCGAGUUCGCGGUGGUGGUGCGGGCGCAGGACAGCGGGGUACCUGCGCGGAGUUCGACGGCGACGGUGCGCGUCUUCGUGUUGGACCGCAACGACAACGCACCGCGGGUGCUGUGGCCGGCGCUGGCGGGCUCGGGGAGAGACUCGGGGGCUGCCACGGCCGCGGUCCCUUUUGAGAUGGUGCCGAGGACGGCCGAGGCCGGGUACCUGGUGGCCAAGGUGGUGGCGGUGGACGCGGAUGCGGGGCGCAACGCCUGGCUGUCGUACGAGCUGGUGCAGGCUUCGGAGCCGGCGCUGUUCCGCGUGGGGCUGCACAGCGGCGAGGUGCGCACGGCGCGGGCCGUGUCGGAGAGGGACGCGGCGAAGCAGAGGCUCGUGGCCGUGGUGAAGGACCACGGGCAGCCGGCGUUGUCGGCCACGGCCACGCUGCACGUGGUGCUGGCCGAGAGCUUGCAGGAGGCGCUGCCGGAGCUGAGUGAACGGGCGGCGAGCGUCGAUUCGGCGGCGGAGCUGCAGUUCUCCCUCGUGCUGGCGCUGGCUCUCCUGUCCGCUCUCUUCCUGCUAAGCGUGGCGCUGGCCGUGCUGGCAAGGGGCCGCCGUGCCGGGCCGCCCGCUGUGCUGCACUGCCUGAGUGCGCAGCGCUUCUCCGGGACCGCUGGCGCCGCCUUCCCUGCCGACUUCUGCGAGGGCACCUUGCCCUACUCCUACAACCUGUGCGUGGCGCCCGGGCGCGCCGUCGCCGAGACCGUUUGGCCACCGCCGCCGCUUCCCAGCCUGCCCGCGGAGGAGCUUCUCUGCAGUGAGUCAUGCGGGGAGCGAAGCCUGGUCAGCAGCGCCGUCGUGGGAAAACCGCCAGUGGAUCCCGACGUACAGCAGGUCUUUGCUGCUUUUGCCUAUUUUACCAGGAUAGUCCUCUACCCAUCCUGA